AUGAUUAGAUUGGAGGAUAACAAAGGUGACAGACCUUCACAAGGUUUUUUCUCCCGUCACAAGAAAUUGCUGCUCGGUGUGGGAGCUCUUUUGACCCUUGAGAGUGGUAGUCUUUUGUACGGGGUUCAUCAUGGUGGAUUGCCUGAAACUACACCAGUACAAGGUCCAACAUGCGGCAAGAUUGAACCAUUGGCGCCAUCCUUUAACAAAUCUGUGGAAUUGAUUCUACACGAUGCAGAGUUUAAGAAGGAAUCCAUCGAGAGGUUUUCAGGUGCUAUUCAAAUUUCUACUGAAGUUGAAGACGUUCAUCCAGUACCUGCCGAUGACCCUGACUACUAUGCCAAUUUUGGUGAAUUCCACGACUAUUUGGCUAAAAUUUACCCCUUGACCCAUGAGCAUUUGAAAUUGGAGAAGGUCAAUCAAUUUGGGUUGCUUUACACUUGGGAGGGUUCUGAUAAGGAAUUGGAGCCUUUAGUGCUUAUGGCACAUCAAGAUGUGGUUCCUGUCAAUAAAAAGACUUGGGACGAUUGGGAAUAUCCACCAUUUUCAGGUUAUUAUGAUAAGGAAACUGACUACAUCUGGGGCCGUGGUGCAUGUGAUUGUAAAAACUUGUUAACGGCGGAAUUGGAAGCCAUUGAAUUGUUGUUAAAGGAUGGAUAUACUCCUGAUAGAACUACCAUUGUUUCUCUAGGGUUCGAUGAAGAAUCUGGUGGCCGUCAAGGUGCUCAACAUUUGGCAAAGUUCUUGGAAGAAAGAUACGGCCCAGAUAGUAUUUAUGCCAUUGUAGAUGAAGGUGGUGGUGUAACAGCUUUUGACGAUAGUACUAUCAUUGCAGUUCCAGUGAAUGCUGAAAAGGGUUACGUUGAUAUUACCUAUACUAUUAACGGUCAUGGUGGUCAUUCUUCAGUCCCACCCGACCAUACUACUAUUGGUGUUGCUGCCGAUUUGAUUUCAAGAUUUGAAAACCAUCCAUUCGAACCAACAUUUACACUAGAUAACCCGAUUUACAAAUUUUUGACAUGUGCUGCUGAGCACUCAGAGGAUAUUCCAUGUUCUUUGAAGAAGGAUAUCUUGAAUGCACCAAAAUCUCCAAAGAGUAAGGAACAAUUGACUCAAUUUUUGGCAUCUGAAAGAAGUUACCGUGAUUUGAUUAGAACCACUAGAGCUGUCGACAUCAUUAAUGGUGGUAUUAAAGCUAAUGCAUUGCCUGAGGUGACCAGUUUCUUAGUUAAUCACAGAAUUGAUAUCCACUCAUCUGUCAAUGAAACAUUGCAAGCUGAUUUGAAAUACGCCAGAAAGAUUGCCAAAAAAUACGGGUACGGAUUGUCUUAUAACAGCGAAUAUUUGUUACCAGAGACUGAAUUAGGUACCAUUGAAGUUGCAAUUGUUCAAUCAUUGGAACCUGCUCCCGUUUCACCUUCAUCUGGUCCUAUUUGGGAUACCUUUGCAGGUACCAUUCAAAAUGUUUUUGAAAAUGGUGUCUUUGCUGGCAGAGACGAUAUUCAAUUUUACGUUUCUACUUAUUUGAUGACAGGAAAUACCGAUACUAGGUACUACUGGAAUCUAACUAAAAACAUCUACAGAUUCAUUGCCUCUAUCGGUGAUGAAACUGUUCCAAAGACAAUCCAUUCAGUUAACGAACACAUUAGAGGAGAGGACCAUUUGAGUGCAAUUGCCUUUGUGUAUCAAUACAUUGUUAACGCUGGCAGUGCCAAAUGA
This is a messenger RNA of Zygosaccharomyces rouxii, 1719 nucleotides long. It is a transcript of the gene CPS1, whose product is annotated as Gly-Xaa carboxypeptidase. Bases 1 to 1719 code for a protein of 572 amino acids. The transcript has a single exon. The record is from RefSeq and is a predicted model, not a curated record. Gene Ontology annotation, molecular function: metallocarboxypeptidase activity. Lineage: Eukaryota; Fungi; Ascomycota; Saccharomycetes; Saccharomycetales; Saccharomycetaceae. Gene Ontology annotation, cellular component: fungal-type vacuole lumen.